UUUUGUUUGUUGUUGUUUCAAUGUUUGAAAAUGGCCACCAACAUUCUGUAGCCGGACAAUGGCUACAAGAGUGCGACCGGUGACGGGUCUACCACAUCCACGUGGGAAAUCAGAGAGUUUACAAAGUAAGGAAGAAGCAUACAUCUCUGCAAAUGCUCAACUAGAGGCACAAACAGCAGAUCUUGUUCGUGAAGCCGACAAAGUGCUGAAAGUCCAUGAUGAUAUCCUCGUGAAACCAGUUUCGCUGAUAGAUCAACUAGAUGCAGAUGACUUCUUCAGAGAUGAGGAGGAUGAAGAUAUCCCACACAGAAGGAAAUCUGUGGGAGUACGGAAGGCUGCAGUUGGUGCUAGACCCAAAUCUUAUAAUCUCAAUAAGGAAAACAACGCUGUCAGGCAGGAGACGGCCAGACGCCAAGUGGGCGCGGAGACGGAUGUCGCCGUCCCUGACGGUGCAGACGCCGACUUCAGCGAGGCCAUUGCGGCCAUCGAAUCAAAGCUGAAGGACGAUGCUGCCAUCUGUCGGGCAGCGGAGGAAGAUGACGACGUUCUGCCGGAGGCUGCUGCCGGCAUGGGCCCGGAAGUUACUGUGAGGUUUCUGAAAGCAAAAGUUAGAGUCAUGCACGAGGAAUUGGAUGAUUUGGUGAAAGAAUGCGAUAACAAGGAUCAGCGAAGGAGCGAGAUUGAGGCGAGACUCAAGACGCUGGAGGAGGACAAUGCUAAGCUGCUCAAGAUGAAGUCCUCUCAGCAGCUUCAGAUUGAGAAGCAGAAGAAGCUCGCGGAGGAAGCCAGGUGCCGAGCCGAGACCCUCAACGGCCAGCUGGUUGCCGUGAAGAGGGAGCUGGACAUGGUCCAACGGUCUCAGAAACAAGCGGGCAGCUCCCAAAGCGCGCUGGAGGUCAGGUUAAAUCGUGCUCUUGAGGAGCUGGAGAAGAACAAGAAGGAAGUACACAAAUCCCGAAUCUCCGCGAAGGAUGUGAGUGAGCAGGAAAGGAAGAAGGUUGAUGGUUUGAUGGCAGAGGUGAAGCGGCUGGACAGACAGAAGGCUGAGCUGAUAUCUGCCUUCAAAAAGCAGAUGAAAUACAUCAGCAUACUCAAGAAGCAAAAGGUGCUACUUGAAGCGGCAAAACUACUGUCAUUCAGCGAGGAAGAGUUUGUUAAAGCCCUGGACUGGGGAAGUGGUCUUACAAAGGCCUAACGAGCUCACUGCAGGGAUAUAUAAACACGAAUCUCUCUCAUCACUACUACCACCACUACUACUACCACUACUUCUACAGUGAGCCAAUGAGUACUAAGUAUACUUAUGUGAUACUAUUAGUGUAAAUUCUGGUCUAGUUCACCAAACAUGAAAGUAAGAUUAAUGACUGUUUAAAGUCAUGGGCAGACAUCAUUAAAUAAGCAUGUAUGAACUAAUAUCGGCAUUUCUUGUUGACGUUAAAUAUCUAGUGAAUUUAUUCAGAAUCUUCAGAAUUCUUCAGAAUAUAUUAAACCUGCAGAUUAAGCCAUCUGUGAUACUGAAGUCAUUCAAUUUUGAAAACAUUUGAAGAGGUGGACAUACUUGUGAUUUAUAAUGUAGUGAAUACGAGAACCAAAGUAAGCACACAUGAACGAGUGUAAUCCUAAUUGCCUUACAAUGUAUUAUGUUGCAAGCGAAGUGUUGGCAGUGAAACAUGUAAAAGUUAUGGAGGUCAAAGUAACAGUGUUUCUAAAUAAAUUGCACCUGACUUGUCUGUGUUAAUGGCACACGUGGUGAUAAUUAUUCACUUUUUCUGUUCAAGAUUUUCCAGAGAAUUUUAUAUGCGAUCACCUUUUGCAAAAAGUGCUCCAUCUCAAUAUUGGUUUUAACACUGGCAGUGUGAAUAUGCAUUAGUGCAUCUCGGGUUAAACGGGGUUUUCCGUGGAAGUUUAUGGUCGUAGAACUUUUCACUUGGAUCUAUUGCUGUGCAUUCGCCAGUUAUUUCUGAGUGUUUACAUGUGGCCAUCAAAGUCAAAUUCUUAUCUAGAAUGAGGCUAGAAAAUCCAUUAUUUACUAUAAAUUAUAAUUGAACUCAUUAAAAACUCAUUUUGAUGUCUUAUCUGUGAACGUAUUACAGAGCCAGUCGAUUUGUAAGGAACUGGUCUGUCUGUGAAGUUGAGGAGCCAAAACGAUGUCAAAAUUGCAAAGUUUCAUCUGCAUCAACUGUGAUUGAGUUGCCAUGAUUAUCGGCUGUGUUGUACACAAUGUUAGCAUUAAGAGAAUUGAACGUGCUAGCAUGGAAGUUGACUUCCUUCAAUUCAGUUGCGGAUGCUCAAACGCAAAUUGUCUACAGAUGCGUAACUCUAACCAACGCCCUUCAUUAACGAGGUCAUCCGUCCUUACCGUCCGUCCUGUUAUUAUUCAUUAUUGUUAUAUCUUUCUUUUUUUUUAUAUCACUUUAUGUAACGUAUCUAAAUCCUGCAUACGUUUAUCAGGAGUGAAUAAUAAUAGAUAUUAUUAUAUAGUUUGAGUCUCGUGUAUAAACACACAGCAGACUCACGCUUAGCACAACUCACGCUACUUGAGUGACAGCAUUGCACUGAGAGUGAUUAGUUCCCAAUGUUAUGGGUGUUUGAAACUAAUAUUGAGUAUUGCAUUUCUUCGCUUAUGUUCAAAUGUCGAUGUGACGGAGUAAACUGCAUAGAGCGAAUGAUCUAGGGCGAGUAGAAAUCUACUGUUUAGUGCAGAGUACCUCCAGGCUCUUUUACGCCAUACAGAGUAUUAUCAAUCGAUUUUAUCGUUAGCUUAUGUUUUAACGAUGUAUCAGCUUUGUGUUCAGUCCACCCAGGGCAGUGUGACUUGUAGUGCUUUGUAAUACGAUUUAAUUAAGUAGACUAGUUUUAAUGUGUGUGCCAAAUCACUUUUUGUAGGUUUGGUAUUAUUUUUUAUAUGAAUUAUGAUCUGCAUUUCUAUUCUAUUUUUUAGUUGCAGUCCAUGUAAUUAAUGUACACGGAUUAAUGUAUUUUACAAUACAGUAUGUCUGCGCCUUUGGAACAGUAAAUAACAACCCUAGUUUUGUCAUUAUACCUUGAUGUAUUCAGAAAUGAGAUAAGAACACUACAGUCUUGCUCUUACUGCUAAUGUGAUCACAGAUGUGCUUUAUUGAUAUCGAUAACUUAAUAUUCAGUUUGUUAUUGAUUAAUGAAA
Molecule: messenger RNA, 3160 nt
Organism: Priapulus caudatus
Lineage: Eukaryota; Metazoa; Priapulida; Priapulimorpha; Priapulimorphida; Priapulidae
Product: testis-expressed sequence 9 protein-like
Exons: 12
Coding region: 59-1195 (378 amino acids)
Source: RefSeq, a predicted model, not a curated record